This is a messenger RNA of Ogataea angusta, 432 nucleotides long. RefSeq lists its product as uncharacterized. Gene Ontology annotation, biological process: regulation of transcription by RNA polymerase II. The record is from RefSeq and is a predicted model, not a curated record. Gene Ontology annotation, cellular component: mediator complex. Lineage: Eukaryota; Fungi; Ascomycota; Pichiomycetes; Pichiales; Pichiaceae. The transcript has a single exon. The coding region runs from base 1 to 432 and encodes 143 amino acids. Gene Ontology annotation, molecular function: transcription coregulator activity.
AUGACCACCGAACUUUCGAAUCCAAACAGAGAGUCGCCAUUGGCGGCUGUAGAAACAGAGCUUGCUUCAAUAAUUGAAACGCUAAUACAUCUUGGUGUUCAGGUGCACGAUUUCCAAGGCACAGAAGAAGCCAAAACAGGGCUUUCGAACAAUAUCAACAAGCUCAUAAGUCAUCUGCAGUCGAUUUCGUCGAAAAAAGAUCUGCAGGACAUUGCCAUCCCAUUGGAGAUUGUCAAUUACAUUGAGGACGGACGCAAUCCUGACAUAUACACGCGGGAGUUCGUUGAUGUUGUGCGAAAGAUCAACCAAUAUCUAUACGGAAAAUCGAUUGCCUUCCAGCAGUUUCGAGACAUAUUGAGCGCCAAAAUCAAAUCCGAGUUCCCUGAUCUCGAACAGGAGGUGGAGAGCAUCAGGUCUAAGACCAGUCUAUAG